This is a messenger RNA of Equus caballus (horse), 846 nucleotides long. RefSeq names its product golgi associated RAB2 interactor 5A (gene GARIN5A). Gene Ontology annotation, cellular component: nucleus. NCBI's taxonomy places the organism in Eukaryota, Metazoa, Chordata, Mammalia, Perissodactyla, Equidae. The record is from RefSeq and is a predicted model, not a curated record.
UGCGCCGCGUUGUGACGUCACAGAGCCCAUGGCCCCGCCCCCCCGCUGUCUCCCGGGGCGCGCCCCUCGGGUUCCCAAGGGGCGGGGCGUUGUGAUGUAGGGGGCGCGAGCUCAGACUGGCCCCCGGUGGAGCAGGUGAGGCAGAACCAGGUGGGAUGGCAGAACGCCCCCUGUUUGCAGCCUGUUCCACGGGCCGGCCCGGACGGCUCCAGCGCCACCUGAGCGGCGAAUUCGACCAGCUACGAGACUUCCCCAUCUUUGAGAGCAACUUCGUGCAGGUGACCCGAUUAGGAGAAGUCGCCAACAAGGUCACCAUGGGGGUGGCAGCCUCCAGUCCAGCCCUGGAACUCCCAGACCUGUUGCUGCUGGCGGGCCCUACCAAGGAGAAUGGACGCCUGCAGCUGUUCGGGCUGUUCCCCUUGCAGUUCGUCCAGCUCUUCGUCCACGACGAGAGCCGCUGGCAGCUCAAGGUCAAGUUCCGCACCGGCCGCGCCUUCUACCUGCAGCUGCGCGCGCCGCCCGAGACCCGCGACCGCGAGUUCGGCCAGUGGGUGCGGCUGCUCUACCGCCUGCGCUUCCACUCGGCCCAGGGGGCCGUGCCCUUCACGCAGGAGUACUCGGCGCUGGAGGACUGCGACGACGACGAAGAGGACGAGGAGGAGCUGGAGCGGGAGGAGCCUCCAGCCCUGGACACCAGACUUGACCCCCAGACGUCUGUGCUGUGGGGACUCUGAUUCCUCCAGCAGCCUGUGAGGCCACCAAGGGACUGGAAACCAACGUACCCUACCUCGGGCGGGAGAGAUGAGCUAUUAAAGUUCGUAAAGAGCGGCCACUUCAGAACCAACA